Biomphalaria glabrata is the source of this 2727-nucleotide messenger RNA. Its product is annotated as kelch domain-containing protein 2-like. The record is from RefSeq and is a predicted model, not a curated record. NCBI's taxonomy places the organism in Eukaryota, Metazoa, Mollusca, Gastropoda, Planorbidae. Gene Ontology annotation, molecular function: protein binding. The transcript has 11 exons. The coding region runs from base 131 to 1816 and encodes 561 amino acids.
AUUCAUUUUGGCUCUAAAUUUUACGCGCCAUAUAUGAAUAGAGCUCAUUCAUACCCAAUGUUGAUGUUGAUAAUGUAUUGAAUGUAAAAUUCUAUUUUUAAACGCUUUGUUUUUAAGAACUUAAUAAAAGAUGAGCACAUCACAAGAAGCAGAUUUACUCUGCUUGUAUAACGUCAAGUCUCCUCCAGUAGCUUUCACGAAAGAAGAACAUCAAGAAGAGACCAGGUAUAUUUGCAAGUUUCCAAAAAGUGCCAAAAUUGAAACAUUGAUGAUAUUGACUCAAGGGUUUUGGAAUGACAGCCAAGAGAUGAUCAUUGAUGUUGACAUUGUUAAAGGCAAGACAAGGAACAAACUCUGUUCUCUAAACACUUCUCAGCGAUGUUUCCAGUGGUCAGAGUCUGCCAGUUCUAACUCUUGUACCUUGAAAUCUCUCAAUAAAUGUUCCCUUGUUGCCAGCAUUAAUAAUAAGUCUGACGCUACUACCAAAGUCUUUGAACCAGUGCAAGAUUCCAUUGUUUCAAGUCCAGUGCUGACAAAAAUCAAAGAGUCUGAUAACAUACAGAAAGAAAACGAAACGACGCCCAAAGCAGAAAAUAUGCUGAGUCAGUGCCGUUCCCCUCUUCCUGUUAAGCCAUCAAAACGCAAGUAUGAGGAUGAAAAUACACCAAAGCCUAAAACAAGACGCCAGAGAGCUUCGAUGAAUGCUCCCACUGUUGACAGAACACCACCUUGCAAACAAAAACUUCUUGAAGCCAAGGACUUGAACACAGUCCAAGCAUUAAAAAAGACGUCUCCCUGUAAAGAAGUUAGCAAAGAAGGAAAAAUAACUCGGUGUGUUGACCUUUCAGUCCGAGCUCUGAAACCCAGUAACAGAUGGGGACAUACAAUGACGCUUGUUAACAGUAAACAGGCAGUGAUUAUUGGAGGUCAAGGUGACAAGCAGCUGAGUCGAGACUCUGUCUGGUAUCUUGACCCAGAGAUGAGGUCAUGGAAGUGUCCAGAAAUCCAAACAGAAGGAGCCAAACCAGAGUAUAGGAUGGGUCACAGUGCCACAUAUGAUCCCACUGUCCGGUGUAUCUAUGUUUUCGGAGGUUCUAAAAAUGCCAAAUGGUUUCAUGAUGUCCAUAUGUUUGAUUUGGAUGAAAAGAAAUGGACACUGGUGAAGGCCAAUGGCAAAGCGCCAACAAGAUCUUAUCACAGUGCCACUUUGUACAGACAUGAGCUCUGGAUAUUUGGAGGUGUUUUCCCUCUACCAGACCCACAGCCAGAUGGUUGUGACAAUGAAAUUCAUAUCUUCAGCCCUGUGAUGGAAAAUUGGUAUAAGCCAAUUGUUACAGGAGAGAAGCCCCUACCUCGUUCAGGGCAUUCAGCAACACUUCUCAAUGACCAACUGGUUAUAUUUGGAGGCUGGGACUUUCCUUUCUGUUACAAUGAUCUCUUCAUUCUAGAUUUGACUACUGUUGAUUGGUCAUCACCUAAAUGUACUGGUCAGCCACCCAAGCCUCGUUGUUGGCAUGCAUCUUGUGCUUUAACCAAUGAUAGAAUUUUCAUUCAUGGCGGCUAUGAUGGUGAUAAUGCUCUCUAUGAUGCUUAUAUAUUUCAUCUCGAAAAUAAAAACUGGCAGAGAUUGGCUGUAGAGAAUGCCCCGUCACCAAGGGCUGGCCAUGGGUGCUUUCGCUUGCCCUCAAACUAUGAGUCACAGGAAGAAGAUGAGAUCAUAAUAUUUGGAGGCGGUGACAAUGAUGGCACAUACUUCAGUGACCUGCUUGCAUUUUAUGUCCCAUUCAAACCCAAAGUGUACAUAGAGGCUGAAUAGACUCUCUACUCCAUGUGCCUUACCUAAUGUCCCUCUAUAUAUAUGUACUAACCAAGUUGUUCUUUCUUGUAAGGUGGGGAUUUUGUUAUAAAUUAACAGAAUCUACAGACUGUAGCAAAUAGUACAGGCCACCCUUCUUUCUUGUUUUCAUACAAAAAGAACACAAAUGUUGAAUCCAGCCAUGUAUUUACAAAUAAACUAGUAGAGUUUUAAAUUCAAGAAAACCUUGAUGUAUACAAUGGACCUCAUUCACCAAUCGUAAACAAACAACAUUUAGCCACGUGGUACUCUAUAUCUUCUAUAUAAUUUACGAUCUAAUGUUUAAUUCAUGAUGGUUGUCACGUGACAGGUUUUUUUUUCUCGUUCUUUUAUCAAUAAGAUCACGUGACUAAAUGUUUGUUUACGAUUGGUGAAUGAGGUCAAUUCUGUUCAUGUAUAAUUACUGUAAGUGAGCUAUAUGAGGAUGUUUUGACUUUUUCUUUUAUGGAGUGAAAUUUUCAUGUAAUAUUUUAUUUUACAUCUUUGUUGUAAGAAUCAAAGGGACACUACUUUAGAGGCAGCACUUGUAUACAUGUUUAAUUUGCAUUUUUUUUUUUUGUUCUUUUCACAUUUGGUUUACUUAGUUAUGUUCUUUGGUUUGCUAAUUAAUCUUUUUUUAAUUUGGCUCUUUUUUUUUUUUUUUUUUUUUAAACUUAAAGUACACCAGUGAGUAUGUUAAAUUGUCUUGUAUUCUUAAAAUGUAACUUAAAAUGUUAAUCUGCAUCUCUCUACUAUAUAAUGCAGAAAUGGUGUGGAUAAUACUGCCCAAUGUAUAUUUUUAUAACUGUAUUAGCUUCAUGGUAAAUCCUAACUGGCCCAUUGUAUUUUAAUGUAUUAUCUCUUCAUGCAAUAAAUUUUGACGCUACAUUGGA